AAAUACAUUUUACAGAGCAAAGGAGUCUACGCCGUACCCAGACUCAUUCUCUUUACUUCGGAACUCGCUCAUUACUCCACAAAGAAGAUGACUGCUUUCAUGGGCAUCGGAACCGACAAUUGUGUUUUGGUGAAAACAGAUGAAUUCGGCAAAAUGGAUGCAAACGAUUUGGAAAUGAAAAUUGAAAAGGCGAUAGAGGAUGGAGCGACGCCGUUCCUGGUUACUGCCACAGCGGGGACUACCGUUUUCGGAGCGUUCGAUCCUUUGUUACCUAUUUCGGCUUUGUGCAAAAAAUAUAAUCUGUGGUUACACGUCGACGCUGCCUGGGGCGGCGGCGCUCUUAUGUCGAAGAAAUACAAACAUUUAUUGAAUGGCAUUGAAUUGGCGGACUCAGUGACGUGGAAUCCUCACAAGCUCUUGGCGGCGCCGCAACAAUGCUCCACGUUCCUAAUUAGACACAAGAACGUCCUCAAAGAAGGUCACUCAUGCAACGCCAAGUAUCUUUUCCAGAAGGACAAAUUCUACGACACUUCGUACGACACCGGCGACAAACACAUACAAUGCGGCCGCAGGGCAGACGUCCUCAAGUACUGGUUCAUGUGGAAGGCAAAGGGAAGCGAGGGCUUCGAAAAGCACAUCGAUACUGUAUUCGACAACGCUCGCUACUUCCUAGAACUGAUUCGACAGCGCGACGGCUUCCGACUGGUCCUCGAGAACCCUGAGUGCACCAACGUGAUGUUCUGGUACGUGCCGACCUGCCUCCGAGGCUGUGAAAACGAGCCAGAUUACAAAGAAAGGCUCCAUAAGGUCGCACCGAAAAUAAAAGAGCGAAUGAUAAAGGAAGGAAGUAUGAUGGUCACAUAUCAGCCGCAGGGCGACCUCGUCAACUUCUUCCGUAUCGUAUUUCAAAAUUCAGCUCUGGACCAUAAGGAUAUGGUAUAUUUUGCCAACGAGUUUGAUCGACUUGGCAGGGAUAUUAUCGUUUAAAUGUUAUGUUAUGUUAAACGUAAAUUAUUCAAUGCAACUCGUACAAAUAUUGCAUCAUAUUAUAACAACCUGUGAUUAUAAUUUUAAAUGAAACUUAGGAAGCGCUCGAGUAUAUGAGAAUAAAAAGUUACAAUCUGGCUUCCUUCUCGGUGAGGUAAAAUAACAUUAAACUCAUAUUUCAGUUUAGAUGCUAUUACAAUCUAGAGAACACAGCAACUAAGAUAAUAUGUCGAAGAGUUUUAUUUCUGAUCAAAAGUUUAGAUUGAAACUAUAACCAGUAUCUAAGUAUCUUAUAAAAAAACAGUAGAUUCACUCGUCCAUUCUUCCUUCGUAACUUUUUUUCUACAUUAUAUAGAACGCUACUUUAUAUUUUUUUGGAUAUUAAUCAAACAUGUAAUAUUCAAAUGUAGUUUAGUACAAUUUGUUGUAAUUAAAAAACGUGUUAAAACAAUACAAAUGUAAAUAAAUUAUGUUAUAAAACACAA
This is a messenger RNA of Manduca sexta (tobacco hornworm), 1472 nucleotides long. RefSeq names its product cysteine sulfinic acid decarboxylase-like. Gene Ontology annotation, biological process: carboxylic acid metabolic process. The record is from RefSeq and is a predicted model, not a curated record. NCBI's taxonomy places the organism in Eukaryota, Metazoa, Arthropoda, Insecta, Lepidoptera, Sphingidae. Gene Ontology annotation, cellular component: cytoplasm. Gene Ontology annotation, molecular function: carboxy-lyase activity; pyridoxal phosphate binding.